AACAUCUGAACACAAACCGACGCCACCUGUACAGGGACAUCCAUCAAACAUCACAUAACAGCGUAGUCUAUUAUUCUAUCGGUGUUCAUUUAAAUUUAACACAAUUAUUACUUAAAUUCUUACACUUACCUGAAGCUAGCAGUAGAAUCAGUAGAUGAAGUGUAUUUUCGCUAAGAUAUAAAAUGGUAAAUGUUAUACAAGAUGUUAAACAAAUAAAAGGAACACAGAAAAUCGUUUUGCACUUGUUAGCCCACUAAAGCAUCCUUUUGCAUCAGUUGAACACUAGUGGUACUUCUCUGAGUCCAAGUCCAAGCUUUUUUUAAGGCUGUGACAUGGUAUGUAUUUUAAAGAAUCAUGAUAAAAUGAUUGGCAAACAUUUUGUUAAAUAUUUAAGAGUAGUUUUUGCUUCGCUUAAAUCCCGCUAGGGUAGCAUCCAUUUAGUUUUCUCACUCCCUGGUAAGAUAUUCAUUUUGAAUUAAUGUAAAGCUAAGUAAAAUAUUGAAACCAAUAUGGGAUAUACUUUAUAGAAUUAAUUUUUAAAAAGCAGAAUCCUACAUUUUAUUUUCCUUUAUCCUCUAAGAAAUGCUCCAUGGCAACCCCAUGAAACAUGUGAAUGUAUUCCAGAGCUAUGAUGAUUUAUCAGUUUGUUAAUUGAUAGAAAAUUAUGACUUGGCAACUACUUUGAUAAUAAACUGAUUGCUUAAGUGAUUUCUUAAGCAAAUGUUUCUGUCAGACAUUGUCUGGUAAAGAUUUGCUGAUUUUUCCCUGGUAAAACUGUAAAUCUUUGGGGAAGGGAAAAUGUCAUUGUCCUUUUUGGACAAGUUUCCAAAUUUAUAUUUGAGAAAAUGGUCUCACAUAAAGGUUAAAUGAAAAUAUUAAAUAUGAAUAGUAUAUAUGAAUGGUUAAUGUAAAUUACAUUAAAAUACAAUAUUUGGCACAUAAAUGGUAUCUGUCUAUGGUUUCCAAUACUUAAAUGAAGUCAAAUCGAAUAAAUAAUCUCAUAAGACUCCAUUAUUAGCUCAUGGUAACGUAAAAAUAACGCUAUUCUUGAACUCAUUUUAAGGUACGAUUUUAACAAUUUCAUUCUAUUUGAAAAUUACAGAAUUUCACAUUUAUUUGUGCAUUAAAUCCCUCUGUGUAGUCUAAAUUCUGCACUAAGACUAUAGAAAUAAAAAGACAACAUGUGUAAUAUGUGAUCAUGGAAUACAAACUCCACACUUAAUGUUUUCCAAUAAAUUCUGUAUUUGUGCGGCCACGACCUUGACCUUAAAUAACCCGAACAUCAUGCUAGAGAAUUACUAUACACCUACACCACCUUCUCUUUUCAGUAUAUUUUAUCUUACCUGAUGCGCAGAUGUGUCAUCGUGAUAAAUGAGGUGAACUUUUGCAAGUCGUUAAUCUUCCUUCUUCUUCUUCUACAUGAUGUGUUUUGGUCUGUCCCAAAGAGCCUUUAUAUUUGGCUUUAUGGAAAUUCUGUUUGCGUUUGACCAUAGCAAGCGCAUAUUUGCAUUUCACAAAUAAAUUUUAAGACGCAAGUAGAGUUAUGUGGGGAGAGGAUGAUGAUGAUGUCAUGUCUGUGUUUUUUUUAUCUAUGAUAUCUAUAAAUCUAUAGAUAGCUAAACUGAGAGAUACAGUAGAUGAAGGUUAGAAAAUCCCACAUUUAUAGCAGCAGUUCUGUGGAAACGGGUCACACUUUUCUUAUAGAUUUUAGAUAACUUGUUGAAUAUAUAUGUUGAAGUGAUUUUGCAGUUCAUUCAAAGAUAAAAUCUUAAAAUGUAGUCACAGUGAACAGGUUUCAUGUAACUGUUUGGAAUAACCUGGAGAGCACCAAACUUCACUUUCCUCUCUUAAAUCAUCUUUCAGGUUAAACAUUCAGCUUUUCUGUCAUUGUAGAAAUAAGACUGCAUCAUUUGUAACCGACACCAAAUACUGCAGCGAUGGUCAUCACCUUUCUAUUCUGGGCCUUUGUGUGGUGAUAGAAAUUGUCUUGUUUUUGUCCUGUUAUUCUUUCUCUUCUGUAUUUAUCUCAGCUCCUGCCACCUGUCUUCCUGUCUCUUAUUUCAGUGGUGAGGUCAGCAACAAACCCUCCACUUAUUAUCCUGUCUGUCAGACUUCAGCUUAUGCCCCCAAAAGCUACCAGUAAUCCACAUACAUUCCCCGUCCCUCUUUUCUAAAUGUUUUCCCAUGUGUGUGUUCCCCAGUCCCUUGCUCCAACUCAACCAUCCCUUCAGCAUGUCCUAAUAUGAACCCUAAAACCAGGUAUGAACACUUAUUUAUCUGGAACCACCCACACCCUCUCUCAGCUCUAAAACUAAAAUAACCUGAAGCCAAGUCGUUCUACCAGAAUGACAUGAUUACAUUAAGGCGAUUAGAUUUUUGCUCCUUGUAAUGUGACUUUAUAAACACAGCUAUGUCCCCACAACACCAGUAACACAACUACAGACAUGCACACACCUCCUUGUUACCCCAGAGGACCCCGUAUAUAAAGCUCUGUUUAGUUUCCCCUCUAGUCGUUGCUCCUUUUCAUCACCAGUGAACAUCUUUAUCCUUUGCUGUUCAGGUAAGUGCUUUGACUUUUCCUCUAUAACACUGUCGUCCUAAAACAAGAUGUUUCUUCUUGUGCAGUCCUCUGAUAUAUUUACACUCAUUCUGCUAAUAUAUACUGCUAAUUAUGUAAUUCUGCGAUUUUCGGGGAGCAUGUACACCGCUGGGUUUGAUUACACAAUGUUGUUUAUGAGCAGUGAACAUUUUAAAUGUGCUAUCCAACAAUUCAAAUGAAUAGAUUCAUUUCCAGACACUAAAAAAACCCCAACUUUGGUCAGAUCAGUUUGUGUAAAGCAGCUAUAAUCUUUUUUUUUUUUUUUUUUUUUAAUGGGUCAAAUAACACACGUGAAGAGAGUCUCUGAUGGCUUUGAACCCAAAGAGAAUCAUCACAAAAGCUGAUGUUUCUCUCAUUGUGUUUUUUGCUGGAUGUGUUGGUGGGACAAUGUGUAAGUGCUGCGUGCAAACAGUAAAACAUUUAUUGUAUAAUUUUUAACAAAUGAUCAAGAUGUUCUAAAUUUUUCAAACCAACCGUGUAUGAUAAGUGAUUCAGUUUCCUUGUUUUAAUCAGGGCCAUCACAAUAUCAGAUUUUCACUGCACGAUUAUGAUGACAAAAAGAAUUCCCGAUAACAAUAAUUUUGCAAAAUCUUUAGAUUAUUUGUUUUUAAAUUAAUGCUAUCAGCCUAGUUUAUCUUUAACAUUGUUUAUUGUGUGUUUUGUCUCUUUUGGCAAAAGGAAUUACAUUAAAAAUGCAAGUAUAGGGAGUUGGAGAGAGUCUGUAAACAUAAAAGUAUUGUAUGUUAUUCUAAUGUCGAUGUGUCAACCACACAGUUGCUGGUGCUGGAAUAUUUUGCGAUACCAGCCAUCAAGAAAUGUAUUUAUUUGAAUUGUACAAAUCACAAAUAUAAUAUAUUCAACAUCUGUUUGUUCCAGUUAAUCAGAGAUGCUAUAUUAUGUUAAUAUUGAGUGAAAUAUGUACAUACAUUGCAUAUCUUCACAACUUGUGUGUAAUUUGAUAGAUAUUUUAGGCUGCAGUAUUGGACAUCUUUGAGAUUUUGACUAAAUUACAAUAAAACUCAAUAAACCACAACUGCAUGAUAAAAUAUAAGACAUUUGACACUGGCCCACCAGAGUGGAUGAAGGUGGAAUAUAUAUCUGAAAUGAAACCUGCUCCAUCAUGACAUGAAGUUAUUCUUGGUGUCCUUGGGCUCUCUGUCCAUCUGUCCUGCUCAGUGUGACUCUGCUGGUCAGUUUAGCCAACAGUGAAGCGAUGCGUCGAAUUCCUCUCCCAAUCCUUCAUCUGCCUUUUGUCCGAGCCCCUGUUUAUUCAGAUUCACAUGCUCAUACUUUGAGAUCUUGGCUAAAAACUAACCAUGAAGGGAUCUGAGAGGCUCGGCCGGCCUCAGCGCUUGAUCUAGCAUGUUAAUACGGCCAAAGACAGGCAGUCUGGGAAGGCUUUCAGUUGUUUGUACAGAAAUGAGUGCUCUGAAAAUUAGCCUAUCAUAGCUGCGUCUAGCCAGAAACCCAUUUGUCUGUUUAUUUGGUUUAACUGCAUCUCAUCAGACAGCUUUGACUUUGCACCCCAUAAAUAUAAAAUCUGCUUCAACAAGUCACAGUGAAAUAUGUAUAGAAACUUCUGAAGUGUUGGUGAGGAAUGCUAAAAUAUUUAUGGGGCUUCAGUUCAGUGAGACUGUAAGUAGAUGAAAUGAUAAUAGAGGACUUGGCUGGUGUUAAUAGCAGCCAGCCGACCAGCUUAAUCUGUCCAUCCCACAUUCUCUCUUGUAAAUCAAAUUAAACAAGAAGGAUGGGACAGCUGGUACCUCACUCCUAUCCUGGGUAACAGGAUGCUUCUCUGCUCUAUUGUCCCUCAGGCCUCUUCUAUUCCUGGACUGUUAGCUACAAAGAACCUUUCCCUUAAUCUUAUUCUUUAAACGAUGCUGUAACUCACAUUGAAAAGAUGCUGUCUUGUGUUUGGUCGUUAGGCAACAAAUGUGUAUUUUCAAUGCAUAGAAAAGCUCAGCCAUCAGGGAUGUGUAAGAAUAGUAUUUCAUUAGAAGGAAAAGUACAAGAAUCUUUUUCAGAUGCAUCCCGGUGACAAUCUUAUUCUAAAAAUGUUAUGGGAAAGUUCUGCAAAGUUCUACUAGUGUUAUCCCACAAUGUAUCAAUCUAUCAUCUAUCAUCACCUGUUUUUCUGCAUGAUAAAUCCCUUUAUGCCACAGUUUUUGUGUUUUUGGGUCACAUACUUGUAUCAUUUACUUAUGCAGGCAUGAGGAAUCAUAUAAAGGCUUUUAUCAAUGUGAAUUUACCCAGAACAAAAAAACUAUUGCAGCAAAAGUUCAGAGAGCACUGAAUGGAACAAAGUUGUGUUUUAUUGUUUUUGAGUUAGACAAAUAAAUGAAACAAACCAUGUUGCUGGCAUAAUACCAUUUAGGAUAUAAUCUGCAAAUUUAUGAAGCCACUGUCCUUUUUUUUUUGUUGGUGAAACUACAAUUAAAGAUAUGAUUUAUGAUUUUCAUAUGUCUGGUUUUCUCUCCAGUGGCACCAUGUCUUAUUCAGAAGAACAUGGUGGGCAUCAGGAGGAAGAGGAUGAGGAGCAGGGGGAGGGAGAAGAACGCCCCAAAUACAAGCCGCUGGUGACACAGCUCGCUGCGCCAAAAAUCCCGGAGGGGGAGAGGGUCGACUUUGAUGACAUCCACAGGAAACGGAUGGAAAAAGACCUUCUGGAGCUGCAGACUCUGAUUGAUGUCCACUUUGAGCAGAGGAAGAAAGAAGAAGAGGAGCUGAUUGGACUGAAAGCCAGAAUUGAGAGUCGGCGGGCAGAAAGAGCUGAGCAGCAGCGUGUGAGGGCUGAAAAAGAGCGAGACAGGCAGACACGGAUUGCGGAGGAGAGACAGAGGAAAGAGGAUGAAGAGGCGAAGAAGCGAGCCGAUGAUGAGGCCAAAAAGAAGAAAGUGCUCUCCAACAUGGGCGCUCACUUUGGAGGCUUCCUAGCAAAGGCAGAGCAGAGACGAGGAAAAAGACAAACUGCAAGAGAAAUCAAGAAGAAGACUCUGUCAGAGAGACGCAAGCCGUUGGCUAUCGAGAACCUGAGAGAGGACGGCCUGAGAGAGAGAGCCAAAGAGAUGUGGGAAUGGAUCUACCAGCUGGAGUCUGAGAAGUUCGACCUGACUGAGAAGAUGAGGAGGCAGAAAUAUGAGAUCAAUGUCCUCCUGAACAGAAUCCAACAUGCUCAGAAAUUCAAAAAGGGCCACGGUAAGGGGAAGGUUGGAGGACGCUGGAAGUGAACUCUCACACACAGGAGCCAUAAAAAAACAGAAGACUGUUCUUUAGUUUCAGGACAAGGUUGCAGCAGUUUUGCAGUGUUUAUCAUUGAGCGGCACUAGAUACGAUAGAUUUUUGUGUGUCCUUUACUUUAAAUGCAUCCCCUGAAAUUCGCAUCUGUAGUUAAUAAAAUGCAUGAAUGCACAACGUAUUUCAGCAUUGGACAUUUAGAAUUUUUCUGCUGAAAAUUCAUGACAGCUGCUACAAAGAACUAUGACUCACUAGCUGAGGUCUCUCGCAGUUUUAAACUUCCUUAUGAAGGACAAAUAAAAUGUGUUUGCAUAAAA
Amphiprion ocellaris (clown anemonefish) is the source of this 6150-nucleotide messenger RNA. Its product is annotated as troponin T, slow skeletal muscle. Gene Ontology annotation, cellular component: troponin complex. Gene Ontology annotation, molecular function: tropomyosin binding; troponin T binding. Gene Ontology annotation, biological process: sarcomere organization; slow-twitch skeletal muscle fiber contraction; regulation of muscle contraction. The transcript has 12 exons. NCBI's taxonomy places the organism in Eukaryota, Metazoa, Chordata, Actinopteri, Pomacentridae. Bases 5041 to 5826 code for a protein of 261 amino acids. The record is from RefSeq and is a predicted model, not a curated record.